Molecule: messenger RNA, 702 nt
Organism: Striga asiatica
Lineage: Eukaryota; Viridiplantae; Streptophyta; Magnoliopsida; Lamiales; Orobanchaceae
Source: the annotation of a GenBank genome assembly
AUGUCCACCCAGCAGUACAAUCCCCCACUGCUUUUCGUGCACUCCAAGCCUAUCUCCCUUAAACCCGCAACAAACAAAUCACACGACUCGCGUAUUCUCUUCCUGUUUUCCUUCAAAAAUUCCCGUGUGAACCUCUUAUCCGAGAGCAUCGGCCCCAGAAUCCUCUGGGUCAGGGUUGAAAGUGAUGAAAAUCGAGUCAAUUUCCUGGACGCGGCUAAAACAUUCUCGUUGUACGAGUAUAUAACCCCAACUCUAAAGCCCGGGAUGCAAAUAUCCUUGGAAAGGCCGUACACAAUGUGGACCCUGUCCUUGUCAGCAUCCUCCGAGUCGACUAUCUCGGCCAUGCUCACAAAUUUCGAGGAGAUCGUAAAGCGUGUCCCGACUAAGCAAGUUUCCGAUGGGGUUGGAUGGGUUGGUGAGGAGAAUCCCACGGACCUUCUGACCCCGUUUUCUGGCCUGGUUGAAAGUUUGCUCGAGGGCCGAACAAGGAAGGCAUUCCCUUGGUCAGCCAGACAAAACGUUAGUAUCUCAAGUGCAGGAGUUGCACCACAAGUCAAUAUCACACGUGAAGGGUCGAAAGAUACUGUUCUUCCCAUUACUUCAGUCAUGAAAUCAGCCAUUGCCUGCAACAGUCGGGUAUCUUAUACGGAAAAUAGUGAAGAUUCACUUGAUACUUGCACCAGUUGGACCCAGUCACUUUAA